GAGGACGCAGCUCCUAUAUAUCAGGGUAGGACUUGACCUUUAACUGAUUCUCGCACAUCAGUUCGCUUCUUCAAUUUCAUCCAAAUUAAAAUAUAUAACCAAGAAGAGUCAAAUGGCGUUGAAGCCCGCAAAGUUCUCAAGGUGCCACCUUUUGGAUGAAUUCAGAGGCAGAUUUAAUUUCCAGAGGAAGAAGAAGAAUAAUACCACUCGUGAAUCAAUGGCACCCUCUGUCUCCGUGAGAUUGCAAGGUGUUGAUGAGGAAAUGCAGAAGCUUUUGGAUUCAAACAUGGACGAAGCUCCAGCUAGAAGGCGUGCGAGGGAGGCUUUUAAGGACAUUCAGCUUGGAAUUGAUCAUAUUUUGUUCAAGACACCUACUGAUGGAUUGAAAAUGAAGGAGUCUUAUGAGGUGAACUCUAGGGGAGUGGAAAUUUUCUCCAAGAGUUGGCUUCCAGAGACAUCUUCCCCAAAAGCAAUAGUGUGUUAUUGUCACGGUUAUGGUGACACAUGCACAUUUUUCUUUGAAGGACUUGCAAGGAAGUUGGCAUUAAAGGGAUAUGGGGUUUUCGCAAUGGAUUAUCCAGGAUUUGGUCUUUCAGAAGGUCUUCAUUGUUACGUUCCAAGCUUUGACCUGCUUGUAGAUGAUUGCAUUGAGCAUUACACAAAACUCAAAGAGAACCCGCAGUUUAAUGCUCUUCCAAGCUUCCUCUUUGGUCAAUCAAUGGGUGGAGCUGUAGCUCUUAAGAUGCAUCUAAAGCAACCGAACGUAUGGAGUGGUGCAGUUCUUGUUGCACCUAUGUGCAAAAUUGCAGAUGACAUGUAUCCACCAGUGCUGGUAACUCAAAUUCUAAUUGGUUUGGCUAAAGUUCUUCCAAAGAUGAAAUUAGUUCCACAGAAGGAUUUGGCUGAGGUUGCAUUUAGAGACUUGAAGAAGAGAAAAUUGACAGCGUACAAUGUCAUUGCUUACAAAGAUAAACCACGGUUACGGACUGCUUUAGAAAUGCUUAACACCACACAAGAGAUAGAACAUCGAUUGGGAGAAGUUUCCCUGCCUUUAUUAAUUUUGCACGGCGAGGCUGACACUGUUACUGACCCAUCUGUUAGCAAGGCCUUGCAUGAGAAAGCUAGCAGUUCAGACAAGAAGCUUAACCUCUACAAGGAUGCUUAUCAUUCACUUCUUGAGGGUGAGCCAGAUGAAAUGAUAGAUAGAGUUUUCAAUGACAUCAUUUUGUGGCUUAAUGAGCAUACCACCUAAAGCACGGAGUAAUUGACUUCUCUCUCUCUCUCUCUCCAAAUCCAUGUGCUGAAUGCAACUGAAAAAAAAAAUAAUACUUUAAUGUUUACAAUUGCAUAUACAAUCCAAUAUGUAUGUGACUAUGGAAGUAGUAUUUUUCACAUUUUAUUUGUUUAUGUAUAGACAUUUUUUAACCAUAAAAAAAGCUGAAGCUGAUUGUUGAAUUUCAGCUUUGCUCUGGAUGUACUAGUUAGUUAACAAAGCGAUCUAGUUGGAGUUUAGCUUUUUCUUUCCUCUGCUUGUUGUACAAACAAUCACUUAUCCUUCAUUAUAGAUGGGUUCGUAUUUAAUUA
This is a messenger RNA of Humulus lupulus (European hop), 1584 nucleotides long. RefSeq names its product caffeoylshikimate esterase. Gene Ontology annotation, molecular function: lipase activity. Gene Ontology annotation, cellular component: membrane. NCBI's taxonomy places the organism in Eukaryota, Viridiplantae, Streptophyta, Magnoliopsida, Rosales, Cannabaceae. Bases 113 to 1252 code for a protein of 379 amino acids. The transcript is spliced from 9 exons. The record is from RefSeq and is a predicted model, not a curated record.